This is a messenger RNA of Tetranychus urticae (two-spotted spider mite), 720 nucleotides long. RefSeq lists its product as uncharacterized. NCBI's taxonomy places the organism in Eukaryota, Metazoa, Arthropoda, Arachnida, Trombidiformes, Tetranychidae. The record is from RefSeq and is a predicted model, not a curated record.
GAUGGCGUACAUUAUCAUCAUCUGAUUCGUGAAUAUGUGUGAGAUUUAGUCAAUGUGAUUAACGUCCUUAAACAACCUUUACACCAAAAUUUCUGUUGAUUAAUAUCUUUUUUUUGUUUAAUUUGUGCUUAAUUCUUCUCCAUUGUUCCAAAUUUUAGGGACAUCAUGUUGCCCGGUCGUCUUUUCAGGCUUGCUAAAUCAAUCCCAGCUCCAGUGAAUCGUCGAUUUUCCACUGCUGUAGCUCAACGUCUUGAGAAGCCUCCACUUCGUGGUCAACAUCGUUAUAUAUUGCAAAAUGUUUUACUUUUGGCUUUUGCCGUUUCCUUUGCUUCUGGAUAUGCAUUGAAUACAUUUUUCUGGAUUCCAAGGAAAGAAAGAAUGAACAAAUUUUUUGAUACUUACGAUGACGAGAAACGGACUGAAGAAUUGCUUGCUGGAGGAAUUCUCGAUUUAGCUAUUGAUGAUGUUGAUUAGAUGUUUUACUCAAUGUAAUUAUAAAUGAAAUGAAGAAAUGAAUUUUCUUGUGUACCUUAUCCUUUAAGAUGUUAAGAUCUUAACAUGUAGUGAAAUAAUAUGAACCAAUUUAAAUACUAAAUUGAAAAUUACUUUAAUUUUUAUCGAGAACCCAUUAAACCGAAAAAUCGAAGAUUGCAGAUUAUAUUCACUCAAAAAAAUACUAAAGAUCAUUGAUAAGAAUAAAGUAUUGGCUUAGAAAGAGUA